AUGCUGGUGGAGUUAUACCAGAGGCUAUCAGAUGAGCAGCGGCAAAGCGAAGCCGAUGCUGAAGCGCCAGCGAAACGUGUUCGACAGGCUGGCUGCCCUAAGCCAAAACGUCGCAAAACGAUAGAAGUCUUUGAAGACGAGAAAGAAGACGAUGACAACUAUAAGAUGUCCGGUGUUGUCUCUGUCGCACCGCCAACUUCAUCAAAGGGCAAGGAGAACGAGGGCCGCACUACGCCAAAGAGAGAAACUACCUAG
Molecule: messenger RNA, 255 nt
Organism: Alternaria arborescens
Lineage: Eukaryota; Fungi; Ascomycota; Dothideomycetes; Pleosporales; Pleosporaceae
Exons: 2
Coding region: 1-255 (84 amino acids)
Source: RefSeq, a predicted model, not a curated record